This is a messenger RNA of Acanthopagrus latus (yellowfin seabream), 2082 nucleotides long. Its product is annotated as serine protease HTRA3-like. Gene Ontology annotation, cellular component: extracellular region. Gene Ontology annotation, molecular function: protein binding; serine-type endopeptidase activity. Gene Ontology annotation, biological process: proteolysis. NCBI's taxonomy places the organism in Eukaryota, Metazoa, Chordata, Actinopteri, Spariformes, Sparidae. The coding region runs from base 259 to 1728 and encodes 489 amino acids. The record is from RefSeq and is a predicted model, not a curated record. The transcript is spliced from 10 exons.
CCCCAAAAACUAAUGUACACUCGCAGGGCUGUCAAAAUGUGCGGGAGGCGAUGACCUGGCAGUGUCCGGAGUUUAAUCUACAGAGCGCUUAAAACACGAGCGUCACAGAGCCAGUCACGUUAAAGCAGCGGCACAGACCCGUGGAAGGAGUGAACACUUUUUUAUUUCUGCCGAGUCUGAACACAGAGAGACAACUGGGUGUUUGGAGAUAAACGUUUAAAAUGACGACAUAAGGAAUAAAUCAGUUUUCAGAGCACGAUGCAGUUCCUUUUACUCACAGCCGCGAUUCUCUUUACGCACGACCUGUCCGGAGCCGUGCGCCCCGACAAGUGCGCCUCCCGGUGCGACGUGAGCUCGUGUCCGAGCCCCAGCUGUCCCGGCGGGUACGUCCCGGACAGAUGUAACUGCUGCCUGGCGUGUUCGCCGCGGGAGGGAGACCCCUGCGGCCGCAAGAACGACCUGCCCUGCGGGGACGGCCUGGAGUGCAAGCUGCUCGCCGCGGGGAGGCGGCGAGGCUCCAAGGGGGUCUGCCGGUGCAAGCUGGAGCAUGAAGUGUGUGGAAGCGACGGGAAAACGUACGGUAAUGUGUGCAAGCUGAGGGCAGCCAGCCGGAAGGCCGAGCAGAAGGGGAGAGCUGCAGUCAGCCAGGCGCACAAAGGAGCGUGUUCACCUUCAGGCGCAGGUCCUUCAUUGGCCUCAUCAGGCAGCCUUCGCUACAAGUUCAACUUCAUCGCUGAUGUGGUUGAGAAAAUAGCGCCUGCUGUUGUCCACAUUGAACUGUUUAUAAGACAUCCUCUGUUUGGUCGCCACCUGCGUCUCUCCAGCGGCUCUGGUUUUAUCGUCACCCACGCAGGUGUGAUCGUGACCAACGCUCACGUGGUGACCCCGACUGCCACCUCGACGGGCCGGCCGCAGCUGCGCGUGCAGCUCCACGACGGCGACGCAUACGAGGCCUCGGUCAGGGAUGUAGACAGGAAGGCUGACAUCGCCACAAUCAAGGUCAAUCCUCAGAAGAAGCUUCCCGUGCUCUCUCUGGGCCGUUCAGCUGAUCUGAGACCAGGAGAGUUUGUGGUUGCCAUUGGCAGCCCCUUCGCCCUGCAGAACACCGUCACCACUGGCAUCGUCAGCACGGCUCAGAGAGACGGCAAGGAGCUGGGCAUCAAGGACUCAGACAUGGACUACAUCCAGACUGACGCUAUCAUUAAUUACGGGAACUCUGGAGGACCUCUUGUUAACUUGGAUGGCGAGGUGAUAGGCAUCAACACUCUGAAAGUGACGGCGGGGAUCUCCUUCGCUAUUCCCUCAGACAGGAUCAGCCGCUUCCUCAACGAGUCACAGAGCAAACACAGCAAAGAAAAGACAAGACAGCAGCGACGACUCACAGAGGAACCCCAGUCUGAUGCAGAGUCGUCCGAAGUCAAGAGACGUUUUUUAGGCAUCAGGAUGUUAACUAUAACUGAAAGUCUAGUAGCGGAGUUGAGACGUCGGCAUCAAGACUUUCCUGAGGUCAGCGGUGGGGUUCUGGUGCAGCAGGUCAUACCUGACACUCCAGCACAAAAUGGAGGGAUUAUGGAAGGUGACGUUAUAGUCAAACUGAACGGACGACCGGUCCGGACCACCGAAGACAUCCACGCGGUGCUGCAGCAGGACGGGCCUCUCCUGCUUGAAGUUCGUCGAGGCAACGAUGACCUGCUGUUCAACAUCCACCCUCAAGUCAUUCUACACUGAAGAACGGCACAUUUGAUUAGAUUCGAGUGUGAACAAGGCUGGCAUUAAAAGUCCCAUUUGACCAUGGACAACAAACACACUGCAAGGGAAUUAUGAGCAAGCCGUUAAUGGAAAUAUGAACUGAUGUGAAGUGUUUUCAGUUCAGAUUUCUGGUAAAGCGAGAGAGAAAGAAAAACAGUGUUUACCGUCGGAUGAUGUAUAUUUUGUUCUGAUGGAUUUUGCUGAGCAGAAUAUUUGGGUGUGUUUGACAAAUACAGCAGUUAAUCACAGUACUCGAAAUACUGCAGAGGGAUGUAUUGCACUGCCAAAUGUAUGUAAGGUGAAAUCAUUUCAGAAUAAAAGCUUCAAAUCAAG